Anopheles coustani is the source of this 1776-nucleotide messenger RNA. Its product is annotated as lebercilin. NCBI's taxonomy places the organism in Eukaryota, Metazoa, Arthropoda, Insecta, Diptera, Culicidae. Bases 1 to 1776 code for a protein of 591 amino acids. Gene Ontology annotation, biological process: intraciliary transport. Gene Ontology annotation, cellular component: axoneme. The record is from RefSeq and is a predicted model, not a curated record. The transcript has 6 exons.
AUGUCGACCGCUUUGCGUACUUCAUUUUCUAUGCAGAGUAUGGAAAGCCUCUAUUCGAAUAACAGCUCCAAGUUUUCGGCGCUCCAUCGACGCAAAGCUGCUGCUAGGCAACCGGCCAUCGUACUGACUUCAAAUAGCGAUGUGCGACACCGGGUGAUGUCAGCGCGCAUGCUGCGCUUCAAGCAGCUUCAAAAUCAGCUCGAGGUGGCGAAUCUUCAUAUUGCGGAACUGACGAAAGAUAAUCGCUUGCUGAAGGCUUUGCAAAAGCGACAAGAUUCCGCCUUAUCGAAGUACGAAAAUUCCAACGCUGAGCUGCCCAAACUGCUACAUUCACAUGCGGAAGAGAUUCGCACUUGGCAAACCAAGUAUCGGAAUCUGCAGAACCAGAACAAAGAGUUGAACAGCAAGCUGAAGGCUAAGGAUGCACAUAUACUCACCGUUACGGACCAGAAUAAGCACCUAGUGCAGCUCAAUAAGGAUAAACAUCUUGAAGAACGCGAAAGACUGGCAGAUAGGGUACGCUAUUUAGAAAACCGUAUGAUGGAAAAAGAUAACGAUGCCAAACUACUCGCUAGAAGACUCCAGCUGGAGACGAAAAAUUUUAAAGCACAACUGCAGCAAGAAGUUCUAAAGCAGCGUGAGAUGGCGCAAAAAUUGGAACGGGCACAUCUCGAGAUUAAUCGUCUGAAUUCUGUUAUUGAGAUUUACGAGAAACGCACACCAUCUACUUUGUUGAAGAAUAGUAGCUUUCUGUUGAAGACGCCAAAACCAUCAUCGGGGCAGCAGCAACAACAGCUGCAGCAGCAACAGCCUCUUGUGCGUUACAGCAAUGGAAGUAGUAACAAAUCUACUUUUCCGAACUUUUCUGAACCUGCUCCUGUGACCAAUAUGGACGUUACCCCGAAGGCAAAACCACUCCAUGAAGGCGAAGGGGAUAACGAAGCACCCAUUCCAAGCCCACGGAUUUUGCAACCGAUCUCUCCGCAGGAGGAGUCACCGCCGGUACCACAAAACUCGUCGAAGCCGAGAAAGCGCCACAGUUCGAAAAAGCGGGUCGAACUGCAGGCCGAAGAAGGCGAGGCGAAUGAAAAACCACCGGAGGAAGACCAGCACACGUAUGAUGAGGGCAUGUGCUCAGAUUUCAAUCAGUACGCGUUGGAACAGGAAGCUGAAUUCGACAAGGCCAUCGCUUCGGAGCUGUUUCGCAUGCAGACUGAAAUGACCACUGCCGGCUCGACGAAGCUACUGAAGAGCCGGUCCGUUAAAGCGUACAGUGCCACCACCGAGACAUCCUACGAGGAUGACUACGAGACGGACCAAUCGCCGGAGAAAGCGGUCCCCCAUUUGAGCGAGAUCUUUGAGCACAAGGCACGCAUCAAGGAGAUCGAGGAGCAGUACAGUCACCUGAGUUCGUCCUCACCUGCAACCACCACCAACGGAUAUUCACCGCCAAAACCGAGGGUCAGCGUGCGCGGUGGCAAGAAACAACGGUCCACAAACACUUCCGACCUGAACGAUACGGACUCAGCGGACAGCGGGGAGCGAUCGUCGGCGAAAGAUCUGGAGGCGAUGAAACAGGAAAUGCACCAGAGCAUAUUGAAGAAGGAAGCUCUGCUGGACACGUUUUGCGAAGACCUUCACGGCAAAGAGCCGAUCAAGCCACAGCUGAAUCGUCCGAAGCUGGACAACUCGAAGCGAAUACAGAUCGAUCCGAAAAAGAAACAAAACUUGUUGGAAGUGCUGAAGGCAAUCGAUGGCGACAGUUUUGACAAAUGA